GAGCUUGUGGUUCAGGAGCUCUCAGGGGCUGCUGCGCGCGCUGACAACGGGCGGCGGGAGCGGGGAUGGGAGAAGGAGCGGCCGGGCAAGCGAGGAAGCGAGGAAAGCGGCAGCCCGGACCCACCUCACCACCAGCAGCAGCAGCAGCAGCGACCCUCAGCCGCAGGCGCCAGCGCCCGUCGAGUCCUCGGCGCCCCUGAAGCGCAAGAGCGCGCGCCUCCUUCGCCCCGGCUGACCAGUCUCUCCUCAGCCCCGGCCGCCGGGCUGCCCGCGCGCCCUCCCCGCCACCAUGAACACGAUCGUCUUCAAUAAGCUCAGCAGCCAAGUGCUCUUCGAAGACGCCGCCAAGGAAAGGGAGAGGAGCAGCAGCCGGCCUUACGCCGGGGUCUUGGACGUGUCCGCCCACCCGGAGGUCCUCAUGCCUGACAGCCCGUCCAUGAAAGACAACCUCAGCCUUCGCCAUAGGAGAACAGGUACCCGACAGAACAGUGGGAAAGUGAGGCACAAGCGCCAGGCAUUGCAGGACAUGGCGCGGCCGCUAAAGCAGUGGUUGUACAAGCACCGAGACAACCCAUACCCCACUAAGACCGAGAAGAUCUUGCUGGCUCUUGGCUCCCAGAUGACUUUGGUGCAGGUGUCAAACUGGUUUGCCAAUGCAAGACGUCGCCUUAAAAAUACUGUCCGGCAACCAGACCUCAGCUGGGCUUUGCGAAUCAAGCUGUACAACAAGUAUGUUCAAGGAAAUGCUGAAAGACUUAGUGUAAGCAGCGAUGAUUCAUGUUCAGAAGAUGGCGAAAACCCUCCCAGAAGCCAUAUGAAUGAAGGGGGAUACAACACGCCCGUUCAUCACACCGUGAUUAAGACUGAAAGCUCAGUAAUUAAAUCUGGAGUUAGACCAGAAGGAAGUGCCAAUGAGGAUUAUGUAUCGCCCCCCAAAUACAAAAACAGCUUGUUGAACCGCUACCUGAAUGACUCGUUGAGGCACGUCAUGGCCACAAAUGCAGCCAUGAUGGAAAAAACAAGGCAAAGGAAUCAUUCGGGUUCAUUUAGCUCCAACGAAUUUGAAGAGGAACUGGUGUCUCCGUCAUCCUCCGAGACUGAAGGCAACUUUGUCUAUCGGACAGAAACUCUGGAAAAUGGACCUAGCAAGUGUGAAAGUGCAGCUAACAGAAAGAGAUCAAACAAAGAUGAGACCUAUUGGAAGGAGAUCAACGCAGCGAUGGCCUUAACAAACCUUGCACAAGGAAAGGACAAACUCCAGGGGACAACCAGCUGCAUCAUUCAGAAAUCGUCACACAUAUCAGAAGUAAAGACUGUCAAAGUGCCACUAGUUCCACCGUUUUAAAGAGAGUUGUUGCUUUUCUUUCCAACACAUGUGGACAUGUAUUUUUCAUGCCAUUGGUUUCCCCCCCGUAAGAUCAGAAUGAGAGGUCUGAAGCAAGAAUUGAGAACCAGGUUCCUUUUGUAGCACGGUCAGUAAAAAUAAGAAUGGGAAGUUCUCGCCAUGCAGGCAUGCUUGAAAUCAAUGGCAAUCUCUCAAGAGCCUGAGCGUGUUCUCGUACGAUUCCCAUUCGUUUCAGUGUUGCUUGUGCAAGAGACAUUCCCAAUGAAUUAUGCACAAAGAUGGCAAUAAACAAGUGCUCCCUCAGGCUAAAAUAUUUUGAUUUCUGGAAUAAAAUAUAAAAGCAGUUCUAUAAAGGGCAUGUAAAUUAUGGGUGGCGAAGCCUCCCAAGUUUGUUUGUUUUUUUAAGUCAAAACUAUUAACUUAUUUUAUUGUAUUAAUCAAACUGCACAUUAAGCGCUGCAUUGCUAUAACAAUAAGUGCCUUGCUUUCGUACAAUAAGCUAGAACGUGGGCAUAGCUCAAUACAACUGUGCCUCAAAAGUGUGCCAACGCCACAACGCUUAACCUUUGCAUGUAAUUUCUAAAUGCAUCCUGACCAGUUUAAAGCUGACCUCAGAAAGGGUAGACAUUUCUCAAAAGCCCUGGAGCAUUUGCCUUGUAUGGAUUAAAUAAAUCUCUUCGGUGAAAUUGCUACAUUUUACAACGGAAAAGUCCACUAUGUUAACAAGUUAUGUGGGGUUUUUCUUAUUCAAAUGGGGGAAACGUUGCUAUGCCUCUAUGGGCCCCCCCCCUCCUGACUGCAUUUGCCAUAUGUUAAAAAAUACAAAGAAUAAUUCCUUUCAUAAGUGCAAUACUGUAUGUGGGGGAAGAGUCUCAUCUUUUUUCAAGGAGAAUCCUGAUUACGUACAUUAAAGCCGUUGCUUCAGUUACUUUGCAACGUGAAUGUAAAAAGGAAAAAAACCUCCAAUAGCCACAGGUGGACAAAACCAUUAUAAUGGAAUUGCCCAGUCCUAGAGCUUUUUCUUUCAUAUGGACUAAAAGGGCUGCCUUUGAGUGUGUGUUUUAUGUGAAGAAAAAUGUACGUUGACCAGAAUGGUCAUUCACAUUACUUAUAAUGCCUCUUCUCAGAUUGCCUAGUCAGUACAUUGACAGAGAUUGGAGGUUAACAAUAAUAGAGAGUUCAAAGGGGAUUUAAGCCUUACAUAAGAACAAGCUCUGAUUCUUUUAUGUAGUUCAAAUGUUUAACUAUAAAAAGACUCAUUGUGAUAGUUUAAGUCGUUGUCCCAAUGAUGAAACCAUCAGUAAAUCCAGUUGGGAUUCCUUCCUUUUAAGCUCUCCUUCUGACUUAUUGAAACUGUUAUGUAAGUAAACAAAGCAGAUCACUUUUCUGGUACCAAAUCAACCUAUGCUUCAGUUUGUUAUUUAUACUGGAGCUCAAUAACUUUCCACGACGGAAACUGUUAUUGCCUUAAUGCGUCCAAAAUGUUUUUAUUUUGGUACGGAAUGUAUCAAAUGAAGAAAAUCCCCAUUUCAAUGAAGGGGGGAAAGAAGGCAUAAUGAAAUCUAUAUAUUAUAUAAAGCAAAUCAUUGGAAUUAAAAACACAUGGGGCACACACAACACACCAAACAAUUGUGGCACUGAAGCAAUUUAAAGUCAAAGUAGAUGCUAAAUUGGGCAUUAGAAACACCAUUUUAAACUCCUAAAUUUGACUAAAGCAAGUAUACUUUGCUCCAACCAUACGAAAAUAUUCUAAUCAGGUUUACCCUCUUGAAUAAGCAACAGUAAAGCCAAAUAUAGCUUAUACUCGGGUCAGUAAAAUAAAACUGGGAAAAGAGCUGAUUAUCCAGAGUCCAGUUCAGGGGAAAUGGAAACCUAGCUUAUUUUCCUUAAACCAGUUUUAAUGUAACAUCUGAAUAACAGUAUAUUUGUAAAUCUAGUUAGAGAUCCUAGUUUGGAAAUGAGUUCUCAGUCCAGGAAAGCUGCUAAUCCUGUUUUUAUACUCACCCCAGUUUGGUACAUAAAAAGAAAUUGACCAAACCCUGUCUGAGGUGGGCAGAGUCACAGCAAAGAUCAUUAAGCAAAAUGCCUAGAACCUGAUCCACUUCAUCUUCUAUGCAGGUACAGUGGUGCCCCGCAAGACGAAUGCCUCGCAAGACGAAAAACUCGGUAGACGAAAAGGUUUUCCG
Podarcis muralis (Common wall lizard) is the source of this 3531-nucleotide messenger RNA. RefSeq names its product mohawk homeobox (gene MKX). Gene Ontology annotation, biological process: muscle organ development; regulation of transcription by RNA polymerase II; cell development. Gene Ontology annotation, molecular function: DNA-binding transcription factor activity, RNA polymerase II-specific; RNA polymerase II cis-regulatory region sequence-specific DNA binding. NCBI's taxonomy places the organism in Eukaryota, Metazoa, Chordata, Lepidosauria, Squamata, Lacertidae. The record is from RefSeq and is a predicted model, not a curated record. Gene Ontology annotation, cellular component: nucleus.